AUGAUAGAAAAAAUGCUAGCCUAUUGUAAAAUAAUUAAAAAUUCGGAAAAAAAUAUUUUCAUUAUUUGGCAUUUAUUUGCUUUUGCUAGAAAGACAAUUCGCUCGUUUAUAUUGUUUUAUGCAAAAAAGCCGGAUGAUUAUGAUAAUAUUUUGUUGAAUAUUUGGAAAGUUAAUCAACAAUAUAAUGACCAAUUGUUGCAGGAGAAUAUUUCAAUUCUAAGCUAUUUUGAAGCUUAUGAUGAAUUGGAAAUUAAAGCAAAUAAUUGGAUGGAAAUAUUAAAACAAUUGAGUAUAUUCCAAAAAGAAAAUGUUUAUUUUAAUUAUAAUGAAGUUGGAUAUAUGAGGAGCAAAAUGUUAAUGUCUCUUCAAGAAGCAGAAAAUAGUGAAGAAAACAUAAUAUUUCCAUCGUCUUUUAAGAAAGAUACAAUUGGGGAUGUGCAAACACACUAUCCUUUAUUAUAUCGAAAUUUUGGUAAUUAUUUUAAAAUUAUUGAUAAGUUCAGCAUUUUCUGUGGAAUGCUAAAUGAGCUGUGGAAAUUCAGUUUCAAUUAA
This is a messenger RNA of Meloidogyne enterolobii, 552 nucleotides long. NCBI's taxonomy places the organism in Eukaryota, Metazoa, Nematoda, Chromadorea, Rhabditida, Meloidogynidae. The record is from the annotation of a GenBank genome assembly.